UCGACGAUCAACGAAUAUAAAGCGUUUGCAUAUGGGGCACCAAACUCUUCUGAGAAUGUUGAUAAUUCUGACAUUAACGAUAUGAAGAUAGAAUCUGGUAUAUCUGACAGUGAAAGUCCUAAAGUUCAAAAUCGUGGAAUAAUGAAAACAAAUGUAAAGAAAUGGGCAUUCAAGUUGAAUAUAAUAGUUGGGAUACAUAUUUGGAACAUGUUGAUUAACGGACAAGAAACAGUCCAUUGGGCUGAUGAUGCUUACAGUCGAUGUCCUCAAAAAGUCAUUGAAUUUUAUGAAUCCA
This is a messenger RNA of Dentiscutata heterogama, 295 nucleotides long. The record is from the annotation of a GenBank genome assembly. Lineage: Eukaryota; Fungi; Glomeromycota; Glomeromycetes; Diversisporales; Gigasporaceae.